AUGAUCACUUUCGGAAGCUUCUCGCUCGCCGCACCACCGCUUCUUCUACCAUGCUAUCCUGAUUGGAUCCAGCAACCAUGCUCUAGCACGCGACCACCAUGGGCUCGCGACAUCAGCCGCCAAUCCUUUCGAGAGCAUGCCCCACUCAUCACGCUCGACCAGGCCAUUCUCAUCAAUACGCCUUUUGUAGGGUCCUACUAUCUCGAUGACCCUCAGUCAUAUUUUCGAUCCGCGCCCGUGCCAGUAGCACUUGCUGUCUUUGCGCGAUUCGCCCCACUGCCUACUUCAAUCUCCUCCUCCUCCUCUUCUUCUUCUUCUUCUUGCACAAGCUCGCCAUCACCAUCGGCAUAUUACUACCUGCCAGAUAGCCUCUGGCUUGCAAUCCGGCUCAUCUACACCUGCCCCCGCGAUUCUGACCGCCAUACCUCUCUCACGUGGGUCCGGUACUCGGACUUCCGUACUUUUCUGGAGCACCACUGCAUGAAACCCAGCCACCAGAUCUUCGAGCCGAAGCAGAUGUUUCGCACGCGGAAUGGAGAGAUGCAGCGUGGUAUGAACUUAGACUUGCGGAGUGUAUGGAGGGAAUGGAGGUUCCCGGAUUUGAGGUUGGAUGUGUGA
Molecule: messenger RNA, 618 nt
Organism: Periconia digitata
Lineage: Eukaryota; Fungi; Ascomycota; Dothideomycetes; Pleosporales; Periconiaceae
Source: the annotation of a GenBank genome assembly